AUGUGGGAUCCUCCUCCGCCGCUUGCUGCAGCGGCGCCGCCGCUGCUGUUCCGGUCCGAGGAGAGGAACCUACGGUGCCCGCGGUGCCAGUCGACGGACACCAAGUUCUGCUACUACAACAACUACAACCUCGCCCAGCCCCGCCACUUCUGCCGGAGCUGCCGCCGCUACUGGACCAAGGGCGGCUCCCUCCGCAACAUCCCCGUCGGCGGCGGCUCUCGCCGGAACACUAAGCGCGUCGCCCCCUCUCCCUCCUCCUCCUCCAAACGGCCCCUCAACCCCCUGGCAACUGCCGGCUCCUCCGGCGAGGCUUCCGACGGAGGCUGGGUGCCGCCGCUGCCGCCGCCACCGCCCCCACCGCCGGCGGAGACUUUUGUGAGUUCUCAGGACAACGCCGACGACGGCUGGGACGCCGCCGGCGGGUGGCCCGAUCUCGUCAUCUACAGUCACAGCUCCAACUUCCAGUGA
Molecule: messenger RNA, 468 nt
Organism: Spirodela intermedia
Lineage: Eukaryota; Viridiplantae; Streptophyta; Magnoliopsida; Alismatales; Araceae
Source: the annotation of a GenBank genome assembly